This is a messenger RNA of Lytechinus pictus (painted urchin), 7112 nucleotides long. RefSeq names its product zinc finger protein 721-like. NCBI's taxonomy places the organism in Eukaryota, Metazoa, Echinodermata, Echinoidea, Temnopleuroida, Toxopneustidae. Gene Ontology annotation, molecular function: RNA polymerase II cis-regulatory region sequence-specific DNA binding; DNA-binding transcription factor activity, RNA polymerase II-specific. Gene Ontology annotation, biological process: regulation of transcription by RNA polymerase II. The coding region runs from base 197 to 3832 and encodes 1211 amino acids. The record is from RefSeq and is a predicted model, not a curated record. Gene Ontology annotation, cellular component: nucleus. The transcript is spliced from 6 exons.
CAGCUGAUAAUAUACGGUAUAUAUACGGGAGGCCAACUACUUGGGCUUUGGCCUUUCCUGCAAGUUUACAAAUUGCUAUUUUAUUGCUCCUCUCGGUCUACGGUUUGGGGAAUUUAUGAGAUUUAUUGGAGAUUAAUUCUGGACCAUGUACAGACAAAUCUUGGUUCCUCCAGUUUGAAAGUAAAGUCAUGCCACCAUGCCUCUGCCAAUGACAGAUGAAUAUUCAGAUGUCCAGGUUUACUUCACAGCCGAUGAAUGGGCAGAGAUCAGCAGUUAUGAGAGACUUUGUAUCAAGAACAUCAAGGAAAACUACGAGAUGAUGAUGGAAGUUGGAGUAGAGGUCAGUCCACCAAUGUUUAUGCAACGUCAACCAGUGAAGGAAGCGAUUAUAGAGGAAGGUGAUGAAGAAGAUGAGGACAAGUCAAGAGGAUCUUCCGAUGCUCAGAAUCAUCAAGGGAUCCUUCAAUCGGGUGCUACAGAGAAGAAUAACUUACAUGAAGAGAAUUUAAAGACAUCCAAUAUAGAUUCAAAAACGGAUGGUGAUGAUGGCAACCUGCAAGCUGAUGCUAAUGACAAUGCAGACUUGGUAAUCAGUGAGGCUACCAAGUUACAAACCAAUCCAACAUCAUCAGGUGACCAAAGGUCAGGUGAUCUCAUCACUGAGUCAUGUGAUCGGAAGGCAGAAGUAGGUGAUGCUGAUCACAAUGCAGAUGGAAAGAUCAGUGAGCCGGGACGGAAGAGCGAUGAUAAAGCUACAUGUUCCCAGAUACAAACAAAUCCAACAUCAGGUGAUCAAAGGUCAGGUGAUCUCAUUACUCAGUCAUGUGAUCAGAAGGCAGAAGUAACUUCAGGAGGCAGCUGGUCCCCAACACAAUGCACACAAUCUGCAUUUGAAGAGGAUUCAAGAAUCUACAGAUGUGAGUUCUGUGGGUCACACUAUGCCGUUCCUCUCAUCUUUGCAAGGCAUCUCAAGUACAAACAUGGCGUCGACGAUGUCGUCUUUCCAUCGUAUGCAGCACAGGAAGACUUUCUACACGUUGUCGAAGGAGAAAUACAAAAACGCAUGUACAACACGGAUGACUUUGCACUGGGAGAAAAAUUCAUUUCUAAAAUAGGAAAUAAGGAAAAUAUGCUCGAAAGCAAAUCAUGUAAAGAUUCAUCUUCUGGAACAUUGCAUAAAGUAAUCCAGGAAGCCGAGAAACACUUUGUAUGUGAUCAAUGUGGUAAGGAAUUUAAUAAGAAAUCUAAUCUCACAUCACAUAAACGAAUCCAUACAGGUGAGAGGCCCUAUGCGUGUGAUCAAUGUGGUAAGGCAUUUAAUCAAAAGUCUCAACUCACAAAACAUAAACGCAUACAUACAGGUGUGAAGCCCCAUGUAUGUGACCAAUGUGGCAAAGCAUUUAGUCAGCGUUGUAAUCUCGUAACACAUACACGGAUCCAUACAGGUGAAAAGCCCUAUGUCUGUGAUCUAUGUGGGAAGGCAUUUAUAGAUGCAACAGCUCUUAGAAGACACAAGUAUAUCCAUACAGGUGAGAGGCCCUUUAUCUGUGUUGAGUGUGGUAAGGCAUUUAAUGAUCGAUGUGAUCUGAGAAAACAUAAACGAGUCCAUGAGGGUGAAAAGCCGUCUGUGAGUGAUGAAUGUGGUAAGGUAUUUAAUGAAGAUAAUGAUCUCACAACGCAUAAAGAAAUCCAGACAGGUGAAAAGCCUUUUGUGAGUGAUGAGCGUGAUAAGGCAUUUAAUAAUGAAAGUGAUCUAAAAAAAGAUAAACAAAUAAAUACAGGUGAAAAGCCCUUUGUGACUGACGAGUGUGGUAAGGCACUUAAUGAUGAAACUGAUCUAAAAAAAGAUAAACAAAUCCUUGCAGGUGAGAAGCCCUUUGUAUGUGAUGUGUGUGGCAAAGCAUUCAGUGAUAGGAGUGAUUGCAGGAGACACAAACGGAUCCAUACAGGUGUGAAGCCCUAUGUAUGUGAUCAAUGUGGUAAAGCAUUCAAUCAGCGUUGUAAUCUCGUAACACACACACGAAUCCAUACAGGUGAAAAGCCCUAUGCGUGUGAUCAAUGUGAUAAUGCAUUUAUAGAUGCAACAGCUCUUAGAAGACACAAAUACAUCCAUACAGGUGAGAGGCCCUUUAUGUGUGUCGAGUGUGGUAAGACAUUUAACGAUAGAUGUGAUCUUAGGAAACAUAAACGAGUCCAUUCAGGUAAAAAGCCUCCUGUGUCAGGUGACGGUGAUAAGGCAAUUAAUGAUGGAAGUGAUUCCACAUCACAUAAACAAAUCAAUACAGGUGAGAAGCCCUUCAUGAGUGAGGAGAGGGUUAAGGCAAUUAAUGACAGAAGUGAUCUCACAUCGCAUGAACAAUUCCAUGCAGGUGAGAAGCCCUUAAUGAGUGAUGAGAGGGUUAAAGUAUUUAAUGAUGGAAGUGAUCUGAAAAAAGAUAAAGGAGUCGAGGAGCCCUUUGUGAUUGAUAAGUGUGGCAAGGCAUUCAAUGGUGAAAGUGAUCUCACAAUGCUUAAACAUACCCAUGCAGGUGAGAAGCCCUUUGUGAGUGAUGAGGGUAGCAAGGCAUGCAGGGAUGGAACCAAUUUUAGGAGAAAAAAACGAGUCCAUACUGGUGAGAAGUCCUUUUUAUGUGAGCAGUGUGGCAAGGCAUUUCGUUACAAACACGUUCUCAAAAUCCAUAAACGAAUCCAUACGGGUGAGAAGCCCUAUGUGUGUGACGUAUGUGGGAAGGCAUGCAUUUAUGAACACGAUCUCACAGUGCAUAAAAGAAUCCACACAGGAGAGAAACCAUACGUAUGUGAUCAGUGUGGUAAGGCAUUUAACCAGAGUUGUAAUCUCAAAAACCACACACGAAUCCAUACGGGUGAAAAUCCCUAUGUGUGUGAUCAGUGUGGUAAGGGAUUAAGUAGUAGAACUGCACUGACCAGGCACCAACUCACCCAUACAGGUGAGAAGCCCUAUGCUUGUGAUCAGUGCGAUAAAGUGUAUACUCAAGAACAAUAUCUUACAGUCCAUAAACGAACCCAUACAGGUGAGAAGCCCUUCGUAUGUGAUCAGUGUGGUAAGUCAUUCAAUGAUGGGACUGCCUAUAAAAGACACAAACAGAUGCAGAAUGCGGAAAGGCCCUUUAAAUGCGAUCAGUGCUGUCGAGCAUUCGGAACUGAACAGAGUCUAAUAGAACAUAAGCGACUUCAUCGAGGUGAAAAGCCCUAUGUGUGCGAUGAUUGUGGUAUGGAAUUCGGAAAUAAAACUUCUUUUAGGAGACACCAAACGAUCCAUACAGGUUUAAAGCCCUUUGUUUGUGACCAAUGUGGUAAAGCAUUUAGACUUGAACUGUAUCUGGUGUCUCAUAAACAAACGCAUACAGGUGAAAAACCUUAUGUGUGUGACCUAUGUGGUAAAGCAUUUAAACGUGAACAUUAUCUCAUAUCUCAUAAACGAACUCAUACAGAUGAAAGGCCUUAUGUGUGUGAUAUCUGUGGUAUGGCUUUUCGUACUUCAUCUCCACUUGCCGCACAUAAACGAAUCCAUACGGGUGAGAAGCCCCAUGUAUGUGACCAAUGUGGUGUAGCGUUUCGUUGUAAAUCUACUCUCACGGCACAUAAGCGAAUCCAUACAGGUGAAAAGCCCUAUGUAUGUGAUCUAUGUGGUAAGGCGUAUCGACAAUUAUCUAAUUUCACGGCACAUAAACGAGUCCAUACAGGUGAGAAGCCCUACGUGUGUGAUCUGUGUGGUAAAGCAUAUAGAGAAAGAAAUGCUUUUAGAUGUCACCAAAAAACCCAUACACGUGAUAAAGCCUAUGCAGAAAUAGACACUGCUGUGUGGUUGUAAAAACUAAAUCAUGUUGAAAAAAAUAAACGUGGUAAAUAUUGAAAAUCAAAUUGUAAAAUAUGGAAGCAAAUGAGAAAGGUAUUGCAUUCCUACUUUUUUUUGCAUAUUUUCAUAGAACAGCCUGUGCGGUAUGCAAAUGAGGGAAUUGUUUACGAUCCGGGGGUCAGUCUAAUAUAUUGCUGUACACAUGUGUGACCAAAAAGUUUUUAAAGGGGUGUUUUUUCAGUUUCAGGUGCAGGCCGUGCAUGCACUCUUAUAAAAAACACAGAUUUUCAAGAAAAAGGAUGGUUUUGAAAGACUGGUCAAUGGGCGAUUGCGGGCUCAAACGUAUUAAAGGGGAAUCCAGCCUUGGCCAUAAAAUGUUGUGUUGGGAAGGAGAAAAAUAAAUUAAAUAGAAUGGUGAAAGUUUGAAAGAAAUCGAACAAGCAAUAAGAAAGUUAUAGCUGCUUUAAAAUUGAGAUCACUAAUACUAUGUAGAUUUCAAAUUGGCAACUGGGUAAGUAAAUUAUGACAAGGGGCAAGGACAACUUUCCCAUAGGCCAUGUACUUUAUUAUCAGGGAUUUGUGGUUUUCUCCUAAGUACCCAUUCCCCUGGGGCAGUAAUCUAAAUAUAACCCAGGUAGUAUAUUGUUUUAUGUCCUCAUGAAAGAAAAAUAUAAUUUGAAAUAAAACUUUUGGGAAAAAUGACAUUUUAGCCAUAAUAUGUAUUGGAGUACAUGGAAGAGUAGUCCUUGCCUUACAUCACUAUGACAUCCCAUAUGCGGCCAAUUUGAAGUAUCCAUGGGUAUAGUGAUUACCAAUAUUUACAACUUUUAAAAAUUCAUAACUUUCUUGUUGUUUGUCCAAUAUUGUUCAAACUUUCACCUAUCAACUUGUUUGAUUUUUCUUUUCCUUAUAAAAUUAAGUUUUUACUUGGGCUGGAUUCCCCUUUAAGGGUACCGGGUAUGUUUUUUUUCCAAAAGCUUUUAUUUAAAAGACUAGCCAAACGUGUUUAUGGUACGUUUUCCCCCAAGCUUUUUCCCAUAUUCUGGCAACAACUUGUUUAGGGGCCAAAAUGUUUAAAUAAAGCCAGCGAAAAACUUGUUAAGGGGGUUAUUUUGCACACAGAGAAAAACUCGUUUAGUGGGUGUUUUGAAAUAAUUUGGUCAGGCAUGUGUACAGCAAUACAUUUGACUGCCCCCCACCAGGCCAUUGAGGUCAUCCACUCACUGUUUUUGUCUCGCCAGCAUAGCUUAUAGCAGAGCAGCGUCAUCAACAUUGAAAUAUUAACCAAGGUUAAGUUUCUGAAAUGUCAUAACUUUGAGGCUAAGUGAACUUAGUAUAUUAUUAUUGUAUGAAUGUUUUCUUUCUUUGCAAUUUAUUGUUGCACUGCUGAUAUAUUGAACUUAUUAGAAUUUGAAUUAUUUGAUUUGUGACGUCAUAUGUGAGCAGCUUUUCUGCAUAUCGUAUGGUAAAAGAUCAAUGAAAUGUCAUUCUCUCAGAAAAUAGGAAAUGGUUUUUAUUGUACCUUCAGUAUAUCAAUACACAAAUCAUUUUACACGCACUCCCUAAAAUAAAAUAAAGUACAAGUCAUCAAACCAUUUAAAAAAAAAUGAAAUUUAUGAAUUUUAUAUUACAUAAUAUGGGGAAGUUUCUCGUUAAUGACGUCACAAAUCAAAAACUUGAAAUUCUAAUAACUUUCUUAAUAUUAAUGGAUUUUCCUCAAACCUUCACCAAUAUUUUAAUAAUUUUUUCUGCUAAUUUUACAAUAAACUUUUGUCAGGGUGCAGAGCUGCAAAGUAGUACAGAUUUUCCAUAUUUAGUACUGAAAAAUGAGAAUUUUGAUGGUUUCAUGCAUAAUACUGAUUCUUUUUAAGUGUCAGUUUUUAUGUGUUAUCCUAUUGUACUUCUUUAGAAAUACUGAUUUUCAGCUUUAAAAAUACUGAAAUGUUCUUGUAUAGGUUGGCAGCUCUGAGGGUGAAAUUCCCUUUAAAAUGAAAGCCACAUCAUUUUUACCCAACUUUGCAUGGGGUUAUUUUUUAACCUAUAGAGGCCAAAUAUGAAAAGAAUAAUAUAGGUUCAUGUGCUUAUUUUUUCCUAAGGACCAUUGAAGUUCGCGAAAUUGAGAGUCUGGUUAAAUGGCAGAAUCAAGGAAUUUGGGCCUCCGUUAUACCUCACGAGAUCACAACAUUAAUAGUUAGAACCCCUAUUUGAACUUUUGAGUCCAUGCAAAGUUCAUCAGAUUUUCCAGUUUAGUUCAGAAAUGAGUGCUAAAGAUUUUGAAAGUAUUUACACUAGGCCCAUGUACUCCUACUUUAUUAUAGCUAUCAUGUCAGAAAGAAAAAAAUCAUGCUUAAAUUUUGAAUUAUACCCCUAAAUUCUUCACUAUAAUAACCCAAACUGAAUUUGCUCUUUACCGGUGUGUUCUAUUAUUUUGUCACAAAGCUAAUAACUGGGAUUUUUGUUCCUCGCUUUAACUCUUUGUAAUUUUUGUGUUUUGUUUAUAAUUCUGUUAUCUCUUCUUUUUUUUUAUCACUAUUUUGUUUUAAAUAAUCGUCAUGUGCAUUAACAAAACAAUUUUUUUUUUCAAAAGGUAUGUAUUCCUGUAGAGUUUUGUAGGGCUACAAGCAUAGUCUAAGGUUUCCUCCGUAUUUGUGUUUUAUAUAAUAUAUACUGCAUUCGUGGAGCAUAUUGAUAGAGAAUGCUAAUUAUUUAUAUUAUUUUUAUACUUAUUGUAUAUAUAUAUGUAAAAUUCGUACAGCUUGGUAAUCAUGUAAUUAUAGCAAAGUUUUAUAAUGUCACAGAUGUGUGGAAAUGAAAUUACGAGUGAAAUGGAAUUAAUUUGAGCCGAUCUUCACACACUGUAAAUUUGCAACAUAGUGAAAAACAACAGAAUCACUGCUUAGAAAUUUGGCAAAUUUUGGAAAGUUAUCAUUUUAUCGUUCAUUUUAUCACAAAUAUUGACUCGUAUACAGUGCAUCCCACAAAAGGGAAACCCGUUUUCAGAUUUUACAAUUUAUAAUUGGAUACUAGUUUGAGACCAACAGCUUGGCUCCGAAUGCCUGUAUUCGGAUGACUGGCAGCUGAUUCGGUACCGGUGUAACUAACUAGGGCUUUUGAAUACUCGUGUAAGAAAAAUUGAAGUAAUUUAUAUAUGAUUUUGUUAAUUACUGUAAGAAUUGGUGUUUUAUGAUUUAUAAUCCCUUGUGUAACUUCCAAUUUGUAUGUGAUUUAUUGUUUAAUCUGUGAUAUAAUUAUAAAUGUGAAUAAAUCCCCUGAUAGAGGGAAAAGAAGAACAUAA